Molecule: messenger RNA, 2494 nt
Organism: Hymenoscyphus albidus
Lineage: Eukaryota; Fungi; Ascomycota; Leotiomycetes; Helotiales; Helotiaceae
Source: the annotation of a GenBank genome assembly
AUGUCUUGCAAGCACGUUGAUGCGCCAGGCAAGUUGUAAUCUAAUGCCCUAGAACAAAAUUAUGCUAAUCAAUUUAUAGAGCUGCGCGUUCCAGGGCCAAAUCAGUCAGUCUAUCGCGAGGAUUGUACUCAGUGUUUUGAUUCCAUUGACGAUCCGCUUGGCCUGGAUGUAUGCUUGCAUUGCUUCAACGGAGGCUGUACUGCAGAUAGACAACAUGCUGCCCUACACUACGCUACGAGAAGUCAUCCGCUAGUACUAAAUAUUAGGAGAACUCGCAAGGUUGUGGUUCGCGAUGAGCCUCCGCAGAAGAUGUCUAAGCUAUCCAUCGCAGCCGAAACCGAAGCAGAUCGAUACGAUUAUACCACGACCGUCCGAUGCUAUGAAUGCAAUGUUGAUGAGGUUGAUAAGACGAGUGGAAAUUUGGCGACUGUGGUAGAGGGGGUUCUGAAGGCGAAUACAUUUUCCAGACAGGAGGAAGUAAAGGCUUGGGAGCAGGAGUUCACAUCUUGCGAGCACAUCCUUAUGUUGCAGCAAGAGGCCUCGAGACAAAUUCAGUCUGGGGAUCUGGGCCACUGCUCUCUCUGUGAUCUACAAGAGAACCUGUGGCUCUGCCUUCAGUGUGGCAAUCUAGGAUGCGGUCGGGCUCAAUUUGGAGGACUAGAUGGACAUUCUCAUGGAUUGGAACACAAGAAUACCACGGGACAUGCAGUGGCGGUAAAACUUGGUUCUAUCACCCCAGAAGGAACUGCGGAUGUGUACUGUUACCAAUGCGACGAAGAGCGAAUCGACGAAGACCUGGGAAAGCACCUUGCGCAUUGGGGGAUCAUUCUAGCUGAGACACAAAAGACGGAGAAGAGUUUGACGGAAAUGCAAGUCGAGGAAAACUUGCGCUGGGAGUUUUCCAUGACAAAUGAGGAAGGUCAUGAACUGGAGAAGCUAUUUGGUAAAGACUUCACAGGAUUGAAGAAUCUCGGAAACAGUUGUUAUUUGGCCAGCACUCUUCAGUGUCUGUUUGCGUUGCCACAAUUCCAAGCUCGAUACUACUUGCCAGAUGCCGAUCUUCCAGAUGUUAUAGAUCCCGCAGAAGAUCUCGAGACACAACUCCGAAAGCUAGCAGAUGGAUUAAUUUCUGGGCGAUAUUCAGAAUCAGAUCCAGAUGUAUCAAAAUCAGAUCCAGAGGUAUCUCCAUCCACGAGUUCGGGCGAGGUUGCAUAUCAAAGAGGUCUUGCACCAGCCAUGUUGAAGCAUCUAAUUGGAAGAGGACAUGCCGAAUUUUCAACGAUGCGACAACAGGAUGCUUUCGAGUUUCUCCUUCGCGUCUUCAAACUCAUUACACGCUCCAAGCACGAGGCUCCCCAACAAGAUCCGACCCAUUCUUUCCGCUUCGUGAUGGAACAACGUCUACAGUGCCUGAGUUGCAAGAAAGUCCGAUAUAGAACUGAUGAGCAAGAUAACAUAUCCGUUCCUGUUCCCAUCCGGAAAAUCUCACAACAAGCUGGAGACGAGGAUAAAAAGGAUGAGUAUGAGUCGGUUACAUUGAAGGAAUGUCUAGAUAUCUUUACCUCUGAAGAACAUGUUGAACUCACAUGUUCUGCGUGUGGUAGCAAAGAUGGCUUUAUCAAGCGAUCUCUAUUCAAGACAUUUCCGGAAGUACUCGCUGUUAACGCCAGACGCUUUAAUUUGAUCAAUUGGGUACCUACCAAGGUUGAUGUACCAGUUGUUGUUGGCGAUGAACCUUUCUUACUCGAUAGCUACAAGUCCCCAGGAAAGCAGGAUUCAGAGGAAUUGUUACCCGACGACGGCAGUGAAAGCGCACCUAAAUGGAAAGCGAAUGCAGGUAUCGUGGAGCAACUCAGUGCUAUGGGAUUCUCCGUCAACCGAUGCGAAAAGGCCUUGCACGCCACAGGCAACGAAAACGCAGAUGCAGCAAUGGAAUGGCUCUUUUCUCAUAUGGAGGAUCCCGACAUCGACGAGCCUUUGAAUCUUGGAACCCCGGCUGAUACUACCACGGCAGCGGAUCCCGAAAAGAUCAAUUCGAUUUGCGAGAUGGGAUUUACACAACCGCAAGCACGCAAGGCUCUAAGAGAAACUGGGGGUGAUAUGGAGAGAGCUAUGGAGUGGAUCUUCAGUCAUAUGGAUGACCCGGGUGAUUUGGAUGAGGAUACUCCGACAGCUGUGGCGGUAGAGAAGAAGGAUGCUGGGAGUGGGGAGCUGCCAGCGAAGUUUCAGUUGCAUUCUAUUAUUUGUCAUAAGGGGGGUAGUAUUCAUGCUGGGUAAGCUCUUUCUUUUCUCCUUCCCCCUUUUCAUUUCACACCACGUCAAUUUGGAAAUCACUAACACAAAAUCUAGUCACUACGUCGCAUUCAUCCGAAAGAGCAUCGCCGGUGGCGACUCCCCAUCCUGGGUCCUCUAUAAUGACGAGAAAGUCGUCAAGGCCUUGGACGUGGAGGAGAUGAAGAAAUUUGCGUAUGUCUACUUCUUUCAACGCAUGUGA